UUUUGAAGACGCGUCACGUGAAUUGCAUCAUUUCGUGCGCCAUCGGCGAGCAAAAGCCUUCGAGUCUCGUUCGUGCAGAUCUUUUCUAUCGUGCUCUUCUCUUUUUACUUAAAAUUCCUCGCUCAACUUCCAUCCAAGUAGAACAGAAAUAUAACGAAAAAAAUGAUCGAAUCGUAAUUGAAAACAGGAUGCGACAGUAACGGCGGGCUAGGCGACGAAUAUCGAAGACUGACGGUUGGUAGGAAGUACACCUGUCACGAAUGAGAUAACGUUUGAGAAGACCUGGACAGAAGACGAGUCGAGAGCAUGGCACGUGAGGAAGCAACCACGAUUCUCGGACGUUUUCAGGUCUUCAUGGAAGACGAGAUGGGAGCGGGCAAGCUCGUCACCUACGGGAUCGCCAGUGCUGGUUUGCUCGUUGCGCUGCACAGAAUCAGACCGUUCGCGAGAUUCAAGAGGCCGUCCGACGUCCCGUCUCAUUUCCUGCAAACGCGCGUUCCCCUGCAGGGUACCGUGAUGCACGUGGAGCCGAGCGGCGGUGCUCUACUAAUGGUCGAUCACCAGCCUCUACUGCCCCUUCCUCGAUUUAACCAAACGACGUACUUACCCGUCAAGAUCGGCGGCGUUAACAUCACGGGCAACGGUUUAAGUUGGCUGCAAUCUGUACUCAGUGGAAAACUCAUCAUGUUUAUACCUAUAGUCAAGAAGAAGGAUUGCUUGGAGUGCACAGUUGCAAUGCCACAAAAAGAUCAAGAUCCAUUAAAAAUUGGCGAGGAGUUGGUGAGAUUAGGUUUAGGUACAGUACACGAAACUGAGGUAAAGCUGACGGAUAAGCAUGCCUUAGCGUACAGAAGAUCUCUAGCAAAUGCGCAAAAAUGGGCGAUACGCAGAAGAAAUGGACAUUGGCAUUUCGUUAGACAGCCUACUGUUUUCUGGAAAACGCAGAUGUUCAUGAUAGAUAAGAUGAAGUCACUGUUACCUACUUAUAUAGUGAGACAACUUGAUCUUUAAAAAAGUAUUUGCCUUGCUUUAACAUUAAAUUUACAGAUUAUUGUUCCUUAAUUGUAAAGUAUAUUUUUUGAUAGUUUGCAUUCUACAAGAAUGUACUUAAAGUUUUUUCAAUAAAAAUGAUUUUAAUAAACUUU
Odontomachus brunneus is the source of this 1145-nucleotide messenger RNA. RefSeq lists its product as uncharacterized. The record is from RefSeq and is a predicted model, not a curated record. The transcript has 6 exons. Lineage: Eukaryota; Metazoa; Arthropoda; Insecta; Hymenoptera; Formicidae. The coding region runs from base 307 to 1011 and encodes 234 amino acids.